ACACAAGCACGCACAUAAAGGGCUCUUGACGGGGCACCGAAACGCAGACAAGCAGCUCGCCUGCAGUGGAAAACAAAACAGAGGUGGUCUGCAGCAGACAUCUGCACAAUGUCCGCCGCGCAGCUCUGAGGAGAAAACAAUGAAGCGCAAGAGCGAGAGGAGACGAGCGGAGUCGAGGAAAAAGCGCUGUGCAGCUCCCAGCAGCUCRGAGGCGGAGCCAAACUCUGAUAUUUACAUUGAGAUAACAGAUCAACUAUAUUUUGCCAUWCUUCAGCAGAAGAUCAAGAGCACAGCUGACCGACACUGUUUCAGCAUAGAUGAAGAGCUGGCAUAUGAGAACUUCUAUGCAGACUUCGGUCCCCUUAACUUGGCCAUGUUUUAUCGCUUCUGUUGCAAGCUGACAAAGAAGCUCAAGUCCRUUAGUCUCUCACGGAAGAAGAUCAUUUUUUAUACCUGUGGGGAUCAGAAAAAACAAGCCAAUGCCGCCUAUCUAAUAGGCUCAUAUGCAGUAAUGCAUCUUAAUAUGACGCCAGAAGAAGCCUACGGUCUGUUGGUAUCGAGGAAUUCCAUAUAUAUUCCAUUCAGCUGGUCUGGGGAGAACCGGAACGCUCAUUGCCUGCUACCUAAUGAAACAUUACCGCCUGACUGCUGCAGAAGCUAUCGCAUGGAUACGCAUCUGCCGACCAGGUUCUAUCAUUGGGCCUCAGCAGAACUUUGUUGAAGAGAAGCAGAACAGUCUCUGGGCGGAUGGCGAUGUUUGCCGGGAGAAAAUGCUGAAUGAACAAGAGAAUGGCAAACUGGCUGUGACCCGGAUCCUGUCUGGAGUGGAUGACAUAACCAUCAAUGGGAACAACAAGAACAAGGCAUCCAAGAAAGAAGAAAUAGAGCUGUACAAUGAUGAAGAGGAGAGAAAUGGCCUCACACAGGGAGAUAAACUACGAGCCCUGAAGAGCAAGAGGCACGCCAGGUCGUCUUCAGGGUCCCUGUCACAAGAAGAGAAUAAAAUACACACUCGGUCUUCGUCGCAGUCUCUUAGCAAGGUCAUUAUGCAGACCGGUGUGCAGGGUUGUAAGACCGGCAUCGGAUCGCUGGCUCUGUCUGACCACUCAGAGAGCAGGAAGAGGACCAGAACCUCGCUGCCAGCUAACGGAGCAGGAGGAAGCUCCCUGUGCCAAACCAGACUGGUCAGAUCUCUAGGCAACUUGCAUGUCGUGGCUGGCAGCAGUGACCCAAUGUGUUGUGAGCCAUGUGGCAGCCAUAGAGACAAAGGGCCCCUCAUCAACUUAAACACAACACAGGGCCACCUGCAGUCACUCCAUACCCAAAGCUAGAGCUCCUCUCCUCCGAUAAGCUUGUGGAUCUGGGAAUUCUGAUGUCGUCCAACACAUGUAUUCUGAUUUAUGACUCUUCAGUUUGUUUUGUUCUUUUUCAAAGGCCGGCACAACUUUUAACCAAGGCACUAAGAUGGAUUUUAUAUUUUUUAAACACUGCAUCAUGAAGUGAAGUUAUAAUCUAGUUGUUUGUACUUAAUGCAUGCAGUAGCAAAAGUCGGAUUAAACUACUGACAUGUCAGAAUCAGGAGAUUCCUUCGAAAAUGUGCAACAUUUUGAUUUUAUGCUUUUAUAGAGAAAAAUCUAUAGCUGCAAUGAGCAACAGUGAGUUCUGUAAAUAAGUAUAAAAAAAAUCAAUGUGUGCACUUGUACUGCCAUGCAAUAUGAUUUGUAUUAGUUUCAGCUGCAUUACUUUAAAGCUGUACAUAUGUCAACAUUAUACCGAGUUUGUAUUUUGUAAAUAUUUUGUACUGUUAAAAUCAUGCCAUGAAACGGUCCUGAUGGGGCCGUGUUUAAUUUUUGUUAAUAAAUCAAUAGAUAUUUGACUAAAGCAAAUAAAAUCAGAAUUUUUAAAACAUG
Molecule: messenger RNA, 1910 nt
Organism: Austrofundulus limnaeus
Lineage: Eukaryota; Metazoa; Chordata; Actinopteri; Cyprinodontiformes; Rivulidae
Gene: cdc14b
Product: cell division cycle 14B
Biological process (GO): protein dephosphorylation
Source: RefSeq, a predicted model, not a curated record